GGUUUCCAUUGGCCCAGCAGGGGCAUCUUUUCUAUGUUCGUUAGACAGCUUCCUCAUUCCCAAGAUCUAGCCUUUGAUUCCUGGUGGUGCCCGACUUCCUGAUAUUCCCAUCCCCCCACCCCCCGUUCCUUGCUGAGGUUUCCGCACCGGCAGCAGGUGUGUCCUGGAGUGAAGGCGGCAUUUACUUAGGAACGUGUCGAGUGGCGUUUAUGGCCCAGCGACUACCCUUUACUAUUGCGGUGGUGCCAGAAACAGCUUAGACGUCCCAGGAAAGUCCCAGUAAUAUUCCGCAUGCCCCAGUAUCUCAGCACUACCCACCCAGCCCCCGGUUUCCCUACUAGUGACCCGGCCUUCAGGAUCUCUCAGUAACUCCAGAGUCCCGGGUUACACCUCCCAGCCAUGGCGCCAGCAUCUCUCCUGGGGCACGGCCAAAGACGUCAUGACUUUCCCGUUCCGGGAUAACCCCCAGCCGAAACCGACACCCUGAGCCCACCCCACUCCGAGCUUGCCAGGACUCAGUAGUGCUGAGGCCUCGGUAUUUCUCCAGGGUCCCUUCCUUGGGUGCCCCGGCUCCCGGGUCCUCCAGGCGGGAUGAGUCGGGAGCCACGCAUCCCGCUGCGCUCCCAAACUCUUGGCUGGCGGGCCGAUUUCCUGAGCGGUGGGCCAACCCACCCAGCGCAAAUGGAGAAGCAGCCCACGCCGCAGGACUGCGGGCUAUCACAUCUACUGCCCGGUUCGAAGCUACCGAUGGAGGCCCCGCUGCAAACUGGGAUGGUGCUGGGCGUGAUAAUCGGGGCCGGAGUGGCGGUUGUGGUGACCGCCGUGUUCAUCCUCCUGCUGGUGCGGAGGCUGCGAGUACCGAAAACCCCAGCCCCGGAUGGCCCGCGGUAUCGGUUCCGGAAGAGGGACAAAGUGCUUUUCUAUGGCCGGAAGAUUAUGCGGAAGGUGUCACAGUCCACUUCCUCUCUGGUGGACGCCUCCGUCUCCACCGCUUCCCGGCCACGCAUGAAGAAGAAACUUAAGAUGCUGAACAUUGCCAAGAAGAUCCUGCGCAUCCAGAAGGAGACCCCAACCCUGCAGCGGAAGGAGCCCCCACCCUCAGUGCUGGAGGCUGACCUGACAGAGGGCGACCUGGCCAACUCCCACCUGCCCUCUGAGGUGCUCUAUAUGCUCAAGAAUGUCCGGGUGCUGGGCCACUUCGAGAAGCCGCUUUUCCUGGAGCUGUGUCGGCACAUGGUCUUCCAGAGGCUUAGCCAGGGCGACUACGUCUUCCGCCCGGGCCAGCCAGACGCCAGCAUCUAUGUGGUGCAGGACGGGCUGCUGGAGCUCUGCCUUCCAGGGCCGGAUGGGAAAGAGUGUGUUGUGAAGGAAGUGGUCCCCGGGGACAGCGUCAACAGCCUCCUGAGCAUUCUGGACGUCAUCACGGGCCACCAGCAUCCCCAGCGGACAGUGUCAGCCCGGGCAGCCCGGGACUCCACGGUGCUGCGGCUUCCGGUGGAGGCCUUCUCCGCUGUCUUUACCAAGUACCCAGAGAGCUUGGUGCGGGUGGUGCAGAUCAUCAUGGUGAGGCUGCAAAGGGUCACCUUCCUGGCCCUUCACAACUACUUGGGUCUGACCAACGAGCUCUUCAGCCACGAGAUCCAGCCCCUUCGCCUGUUCCCCAGCCCUGGCCUCCCAUCCCGGACCAGCCCCGUGCGAGGCUCCAAGCGGGUGGUCAGCACCUCAGCCACUGAGGAACCCAGAGAGACCCCGGGCCGGCCGCCUGACCCCACCGGGGCCCCACUGCCUGUACCUGCAGAUAACAGAGGGGACCCCAUAAAGCCCACCUCCCUGGAAGCCCCCACAGCCCCUGUGCUGAGCCGCUGCAUCUCCAUGCCGGUGGACAUCGCAGGCUUGCAGGGUGGCCCCCGCUCAGACUUCGACAUGGCCUACGAGCGCGGCCGCAUCUCCGUGUCCCUACAAGAGGAGGCUUCCGGGGGACCCGGAGUGUGCGCAGGGAUCGCUUGUGCCUGCCGUGGCUGUGGCCCUUGGCAUGUGGUUGGGUUGCGGUCCUGUCACCUCGCUGUUUUCAUUGCCGCUGUCCUCCCACAGGCUUGCAGGGUGGCCCCCGCUCAGACUUCGACAUGGCCUACGAGCGCGGCCGCAUCUCCGUGUCCCUACAAAGGAGGCUUCCGGGGGACCCCCACCUACCAGGGCCGCCAGACCAGCAGCAUCUUCGAGGCAGCCAAGCGGGAGCUGGCGAAGCUGAUGCGGAUCGAGGACCCCUCGCUGCUCAACAGCCGGGUCUUGCUGCACCACGCCAAGGCUGGCACCAUCAUCGCCCGCCAGGGGGACCAGGACGUGAGCCUGCACUUCGUGCUGUGGGGCUGCCUGCACGUGUACCAGCGCAUGAUCGACAAGGCGGAGGACGUGUGCCUGUUCGUGGCGCAGCCCGGGGAGCUGGUGGGACAGCUGGCGGUGCUCACCGGCGAGCCCCUCAUCUUCACCCUGCGUGCCCAGCGUGACUGCACCUUCCUGCGGAUCUCCAAGUCUGACUUCUAUGAGAUCAUGCGUGCGCAGCCCAGUGUGGUCCUCAGCGCAGCGCACACGGUGGCCGCCAGGAUGUCGUCCUUCGUGCGCCAGAUGGACUUCGCCAUCGACUGGACGGCAGUGGAGGCCGGACGCGCCCUGUACAGGCAGGGCGACCGCUCUGACUGCACCUACAUUGUGCUAAACGGGCGGCUGCGCAGCGUCAUCCAGCGGGGCAGCGGCAAGAAGGAGCUGGUGGGGGAGUAUGGCCGCGGGGACCUCAUUGGAGUGGUGGAGGCGCUGACCCGACAGCCUCGAGCCACGACAGUGCACGCCGUGCGAGACACAGAGCUGGCCAAACUCCCCGAGGGCACUUUGGGCCACAUCAAACGGCGCUACCCGCAGGUCGUGACCCGCCUCAUUCACCUCCUGAGUCAGAAAAUCCUGGGGAAUUUGCAGCAGCUGCAGGGACCUUUCCCGGGCUCGGGGCUGGGCGUCCUUCCCCACUCGGAGCUCACCAACCCCGCCAGCAACCUGUCCACGGUGGCGGUCCUGCCGGUGUGUGCGGAGGUGCCCAUGAUGGCUUUCACGCUGGAGCUGCAGCAUGCACUGCAGGCCAUAGGCCCCACGCUGCUGCUCAACAGCGACAUCAUCCGGGCACGCCUGGGGGCUUCGGCGCUGGACAGCAUCCAGGAGUUCCGGCUGUCAGGGUGGCUGGCCCAGCAGGAGGACACUCAUCGCAUCGUGCUCUACCAAACGGAUGCGUCGCUCACGCCCUGGACCGUGCGCUGCCUGCGCCAGGCCGACUGCAUCCUCAUCGUGGGCCUAGGCGACCAGGAGCCCACGCUUGGCCAGCUGGAGCAGAUGCUGGAGAACACAGCUGUGCGCGCCCUCAAGCAGCUCGUGCUGCUGCACCGGGAGGAGGGCCCCGGCCCCACGCGCACCGUGGAGUGGCUCAACAUGCGCAGCUGGUGCUCGGGGCACCUGCACCUGCGCUGCCCGCGCCGCCUCUUUUCUCGCCGCAGCCCGGCCAAGCUGCACGAGCUCUACGAGAAAGUCUUCUCCAGGAGGGCAGACCGGCACAGCGACUUCUCGCGUUUGGCGCGGGUGCUCACGGGAAACACUAUCGCCCUGGUGCUGGGCGGGGGCGGGGCCAGGGGCUGCUCGCACAUCGGGGUGCUGAAGGCAUUGGAGGAGGCUGGAGUGCCUGUCGACCUGGUGGGGGGCACGUCCAUAGGCUCCUUCAUCGGGGCUCUGUACGCAGAAGAGCGCAGCGCCAGCCGCACCAAGCAACGGGCUCGGGAAUGGGCCAAGAGCAUGACUUCCGUGCUGGAGCCCGUGUUGGACCUCACCUACCCAGUCACCUCCAUGUUCACGGGCUCGGCCUUUAAUCGCAGCAUCCACCGUGUCUUCCAGGAUAAGCAGAUUGAGGACCUGUGGCUGCCAUACUUCAACGUGACCACAGACAUCACUGCCUCGGCCAUGCGUGUGCACAAAGACGGCUCUGUGUGGCGUUACGUCCGGGCCAGUGCCUCCUACUGCCCCUACCUGCCCCCACUGUGCGACCCCAAGGACGGGCACCUGCUGGUGGACGGGUGCUACGUUAACAACGUGCCAGGCUCUCUCUGGCGAUACGUGCGUGCCAGCAUGACGCUCUCGGGCUACCUGCCCCCGCUGUGUGACCCGAAGGACGGGCACCUGCUGAUGGAUGGCGGCUACAUCAACAACCUGCCAGCGGACAUCGCACGCAGCAUGGGUGCCAAGACGGUCAUCGCCAUUGAUGUGGGCAGCCAGGACGAGACGGACCUCAGCACCUACGGGGACAGCCUGUCGGGCUGGUGGCUGCUGUGGAAGCGGCUGAACCCCUGGGCGCACAAGGUGAAGGUCCCCGACAUGGCCGAGAUCCAGUCCCGCUUGGCAUACGUGUCCUGCGUGCGGCAGCUGGAGGUCGUGAAAUCCAGCUCCUACUGCGAGUACCUGCGCCCAUCCAUCGACUGCUUCAAGACCAUGGACUUUGGGAAGUUCGACCAGAUCUAUGAUGUGGGCUACCAGUACGGAAAAGCAGUGUUCGGAGGCUGGAGCCGGGGCGACGUCAUUGAGAAAAUGCUCACAGACCGGAGGUCUACGGACCUCAAUGAGAGCCGCCGCACAGAUGUACUAGCCUUCCCCAGCUCCGGCUUCACCGACUUGGCGGAGAUCGUGUCCCGGAUUGAGCCCCCCACAAGCUACGUCUCCGAUGGCUGCGCCGAUGGGGAGGAGUCCGAUUGCCUGACAGAGUACGAGGAGGAUGCGGGACCGGACUGCUCGAGGGAUGAAGGGGGGUCCCCCGAGGGUGCCAGCCCCAGCACCGCCUCGGAGGUGGAGGAGGAGAAGUCCAUGCUCCGGCGGCGGUGCUUGGUGCCCCAGGAAGCUGCUGGCUUAGGCGCGGAUGCUUGAGGACCGCGCCCCAGGCGGGGCUGAGGGAGGCCGCGGGAAGCUGCCCCCUCCUUUGCUGCUAUGCUGUGGCUCUCCCCGGGGCCCACACUGGACUGGCCUGCCCGGCCCACCCUUGACCAACCGUGCCCCUGAUAAACUGCCCCCUCUUGGAA
This is a messenger RNA of Fukomys damarensis (Damara mole-rat), 5096 nucleotides long. It is a transcript of the gene Pnpla6, whose product is annotated as patatin like phospholipase domain containing 6. Gene Ontology annotation, cellular component: endoplasmic reticulum. Lineage: Eukaryota; Metazoa; Chordata; Mammalia; Rodentia; Bathyergidae. The record is from RefSeq and is a predicted model, not a curated record. Gene Ontology annotation, biological process: phosphatidylcholine metabolic process. Gene Ontology annotation, molecular function: phosphatidylcholine lysophospholipase A1 activity.